This is a messenger RNA of Enterobius vermicularis (human pinworm), 395 nucleotides long. Lineage: Eukaryota; Metazoa; Nematoda; Chromadorea; Rhabditida; Oxyuridae. The record is from the annotation of a GenBank genome assembly.
AUGCAAUGGCUGUGCGUCACCAAUGUUUACACACUGACUUCGGUAACCUCUUCGCUGAAUGUCACAAUGGUCGUUACUCUGAGGAAAUUCAUUUCUUUGGCUCUUUCAGUAAUAGCUCUUUUUGUAUUUUUGUUGGUGCACUUACUUUUACGGAGUUCUGGGCAACAAAAAGUUGGAGAAGCUGGUUUACUAAGAACCGCUUCUGCGGAGUUGCAACACUAUUGUUUGUCUAAAAGUUACAAGUUGUUCGCUGCAACAGCCAUAGACGGCACCGGUAGCUCUGACCUUUUUACCAAUAUUUUGUAUAAGGAAUCAGUAGUAUUGGAAGGGUCGAGGGAUUUCCGCUGCUUGCUUGAAAUUCUUCUGUUCUGCAUUUUACCUGCUUCAUGUUGAAA